AGGAGGUACUGCUAGAAUACUUUGCUAAGUUUAUGUCUCUAUCCUUUUUUUUAUUCUUUACCUUUAAUGAUAGGGGUUUAUGGUUAAACUCUAUGUAGGGCUCAUAUUUUAAAAGUCCGUAAUACAUACAUAAUUAUAGGUUGUUUUGGUACUUAAGAAAUGAUACCUUUUAUUUAAGCUUAUGCUCUUAGAUUUUGUUUCUCCAAAAAGAUUGUGCUGGAUAUUAGGUUCUGUUGUUGUUGAAUUCUGAAGAUUUUGCUUAUAAAUAAAAUGGAGAUCUUGGACUCAGUCUAAAAUCUUUUAUACUUUAUCUUUUGGUGCUUGUUGGGGGUAGUUAUUUCUUUGAACAUGUUUUGAGUUUAGAAUCAUAACUAUUGUUAAGAUAUUGGUGAAUAUCCCAAGUUGGGGGAGGGGAGCAAGUACAAACCAAAUGUUACAUACUAUGUACAUGGACAUAAUGCAUAGAAAAGGUUCUAGAAGAAUAAGCACUAAAUUCUUUAAUAGUUUCUUUUGGAGAGAGACAGGUUUGAGGAAUUGGUUGAAAAUGAAUUUUCUUUUUAUGUUGCACACAUCUAUUGUUGAAACAUUUUACAAGAUGGUGUACAUUUAUUGCUUUUAUGAUUUUUUUGAAAAGUAUGAGGAGAAUUGUCAUCUAUACUUCAGCUUGUGGGGAGAAAUUAAUUUACUACUUAUCAUUUUUUUUUUAAGUCCCCCCAAAUACCAAGUCUUCUUUUAAGAACAGGCAAUGUAUAUUUUAUGUUUGCUGUUUGUGCAGUAAAUACUUUUUAUAUAGAUGUUAAUUUCCAAAUUAAUGAAGAAGAUUUUUGCUAUAUCAUCAGCUAUGCUUAUAUUUAGGAGUGGUGAUUUUACAUAAAUAUGCACAUAAAACUUUAAAUCUAAUUCAGCAUAUACUGUCAGGCUUUUAUUCCUGCUGACUGUUCACUAGCAAAGUCUAUGAGUUCAUAAUAUUUAAUAAUAAUUACCUAGCCUUCAGCACUCAGUUGUUCCAGGCUCUGAUAACUGCUUUACAUAUACAGAAAUACAUGAGAGAAAAAAGCUGAGGUUUACUUAGCCAAUUAGCAUUACAGUGUAAUGAUAUGUGUUCUCUAGAUGAGUGAGUGUGUGUGUGUCUGCAUGAGAAAGAGAAAAAGAGAGAGAGAUGGGGUGGAGGCAUAUCUUAUUUAACAGAGUAAGGGAAAACUUCUCCUAGUUUUAAACCUUUCUCUUCUCCUUCAUGCUGGUUUUGUUUACUUAUUUAUUGUACAUUUAGCUUUUUUGGUGAGACCGUUUGAACGUGAUGUUAGCUUGCCCUUUUGUUGUUUCCAUUUGACCAUAUUUGCUAGGCCUGACAGAACUAUUUUUCUUUUGAUCCCUCUGUACAUGAAAGAAAGGUAAAUACAAGUGAGUAGAAGCCUUGAUAAGUAAGUGUCUUGUUGCAUUAUUUUGUUCAUUUCUUUUGCAUACACUAUAACUCACUCACACACAUUAAAAAAUUUCUGUUACAGGCAGCAACCAUGGAAAAAGAUACAGAUUUUGUUGAAUUUUAUUAAAAAAUUGUAUAUGCUUUGAUCUUUUCUUACCCUAGUAAAAUAUUUUUUAAAUCAAUUUUGAUAAUCUGCUCUUAGGAGGAAUUGUUGAAGCUAAGAGAGACCUUGACAUCUAUAUUUAUAUGAUAAAAGAAAAUAAAUCUUAAGACAUCUAUAUUUGUAAGAGUUAGUAUGUGUAAAGAUUUUUUUAUAUUUUGGCCCACAGGGUGAAGUGUUAAAAAAAAAAAAAAGUUGUCUGAAGAUACCUGUUUAUGUGACCUUGGGAAAGUGACUUAAAAAUCUCUUUACUGUUCCAUUUUUUUAUCUGUCAGAUAGGGACUUGGCACCUGCUUGGUGUGGUUGGUGUAAGGAUGACAUGGACAGUCAGUCCUGAGCACAGUGUCUGGUUGGCCCUGGAAGCUCUGGCUGCCAUUGCCUCCUCCACUGUGAGCUAAGGCAGUAUUCCUGAAGGAGUCAGGGCCACCAGGGAGCUUUGACUACACCAGACACAUUCUCUUUCCCUUGAGGCUUCUUAUUUAUCAGAACUGCCCACCUCCCAGCCUGGGAAGCACUGAACUCUUACAGUAUGGUAGAUUUAAAUGUAAGACAAAUUUUGAUUGUGUAUAUGUGUGUAGUCUUAUGUUAUUCAAAAUAAUGUUGCUCUUAAAUAUUUUUUAUUAGUUCAGAAGCGAUUUUUUUUUUGAUAGAAAGCUUUUUAUUAACGUAGAAAAAUAUAAAGGUACAAAAUACUAGUUUAGAGUAAUACUGUGACUUCUGCUUUUCAAUAUAUAAUUUUUUAAUUUAUUGUGUUUCAAGUGAAAGUUUACCAUUCAAGUCAGUCUCUCAUACAAAAACUUAUACACACCUUGCUAUGUAACCCUAGCUGUUCUCCCCCUAAUGUGAUAGCAUACUCCUCCUGUUCACUCUGUAUUCCCUGUGUCCAUUCAGCCAGCUCCUGUCCCUCUCUGCCUUCUCAUCUCACCUCUAGACAGGAGCUGCCCACAUAGUCCCAUGUGUCUACUUGAGCCAAGAAACUCACUCCUCACCAGUAUCAUUUUCUGUAUUAUAGUCCAGUCCAAUCCCUGUCUGAAGAGUUGGCUUCAGAAAUUAUUUUAGAGUUGAUUGUAGGGUUCCACAUUGAAAUAGUUUGCUUAUAUAUUUUUAAAAAAUUAAAAAGCUUUCAGAAAAGUUGAAGGAGUAGUACAAUAAACACCCACAUACCCUUUUGCUAGUAAAGGUACAGUUAAGAUUUUGUCACAUUUGAUUUCUCUCUCUCAUGCAUGUAUGCCUCCCUACCGCGAAUCAUUUGUAAGUAUGUCAAAGACUUCAUGGUACUUCAUCUUUAAAUAUUUCAGCAUGCCUUUCCUAAGAGCAUAUUUCAGUGCUAUUGAUACAAUUGGUAUAUAUAUAUGUAUAAAAUACGUAUUCCAUAUUCUGACUUCCCCAGUUGUCUGAAUGAUGUUAUUUAUAGCCUUUUAUGGGUUUUUUUUUUGAUCUAGAAUUUAACUAAAAGUUAUACAUUGUGUUUAGUUGUCACGCCCUUUUAGUCUCUCUUAAUCCAGAGCAAUUCUCCUGCCCCCCCCGCCCCCCUUUUUUUUUGGUCUUUUAUGACACGGACAGUUUUAUAUUAUAGAAUGUCCUACAGUAUGGAUCAGAGUCAGGUUAAAAAUUUUUGGCGUGCUGUAUAGGUGGAGUAGAAACCCUGGUGGGAUAGUGGUUAAGUGCUACGGCUGCUAACCAAAGGGUCAUCAGUUUGAAUCCGCCAGUCGCUCCUUGCAAACUCUGUGGGGCAGUUCUACUCUGUCCUAUAGGGUUGUUAUGCGUCGGAAUCGACUUGACGGCUCUAGGUUUGGUUUUUGGAUAUAGGUGGAAGACUAUAGGUAAUGUAGUAUAGAAUAAUACAUAGGGAAUGUGAUAUGUUUUGCCAUGAUAUACAAUAGUGAGCUUAGAGUGGGCAAUGUAUCUUGGUAAAUACAGUUGAACAAGUAGUAACAGAUGUGUGUGUGAGUGGUUCAGUGGUAGAAUUUCCAUGUGGGAGACCUGGGUUCCAUUCCUGGCCAGUACACCUCAUGCACAGCCAUCACCCAUCUGUCAGUAGAGGCUUGCAUGUUGCUAUGAUGUCUGAUAGGUUUCAUGGCACUUUCAACUAAGACAAACAAGGAAGAGAGGCCUGGCGACCUACUACAAAAGAUCAGCCACUUGAAACCUUAUGUAUCAUAGUAGUCUGAACCACAGCUGAUCAUGGAGAUGGGACAGUACUGGGCAGUGUUUCGUUCCAUUGUGAUGGAGUUGCCAUGAUUCGGGGUGACACAAUGCCAGCUAACAACAGCAGCAAAAGAUGUGUACAUGUCAUGUGAGGAUGGUAUAGGAGCCCACGUUAGUAAUAUACAACCAAAUCUAGAAAAGGGGUCAGGGAAUGCUUUCUGGAGAAAGUGACAUCAGAUUCUUGACAGGGGGAAUAGAAGUUCAGAAGCCUGGAAUUACAAGAGCAUGGUACCAGAAACUGAAAGAAGUUCAGUUUAUCUGCAGGUUUGAGCAUACGUGGAAGAGGAGAUCAGAGAGGGAAGGGCACAUUUGGUGUGAUCACAAUUUAUGUCCAAACUGGGGCACUUUUGAGAGUGAAAGAGAGCACUACUAGUGAUUAUGCUAGGUCAACAGGUAAAUUGGGAUUCUCCCAGGAAAACUGAGAUAGGUCAUACUACUUACAGGCCGUGUUAAGAGUUGGAGUUUUAUCCUAAGGACGCAUGGUUUUUGUGUCCUUGUGAUCAUCUGUAGGUUGGAUUAUAAAGUUCAAGGUUAUGUUUUUCUUGACCUAACCAUUAGGAAAAGAUUUUGAAGAGGCACCAAGUUUCUGUGCCCUUAUGGUUGAAUAGGCUUUGUAGAAUGCCUCAACUUGGGAUCGCUGCUUCUGCUACCACACGGAGGAACCGAACCUGGAUAUGAAAUUUUGAAAAGCUUCUUCGAAUUUCCUCCAAAAAUAUGUUCGGGAACAGAUUCUGUUAGCAGUAGCUGUAAUUGUAAAACGAGGAUCAUUAGAUAAAUCAAUUGACUGCAAAAGCAUUUUUCAUGAAGUCAGCCAGUUGAUAAGUAGUGGCAAUCCCACUGUGCAAACUCUGGCCUGUUCUAUUCUAACCGCACUAUUGAGUGAAUUCUCAAGCUCAAGUAAAACUAGCAACAUUGGACUAAGUAUGGAAUUCCAUGGUAACUGCAAAAGAAUUUUUCAGGAAGAAGACCUUCGUCAAAUCUUCAUGCUAACUGUUGAAGUUCUGCAGGAAUUCAGCAGACGGGAAAACCUCAAUGCUCAGAUGUCUUCAGUAUUUCAGCGUUACCUUGCACUUGCUAAUCAAGUCUUGAGCUGGAACUUUCUUCCUCCAAAUUUGGGCAGACAUUAUAUAGCUAUGUUUGAAUCCUCACAAAAUGUGAUGCUAAAGCCAACAGAGUCCUGGCGGGAGACUCUUCUGGACAGCAGAGUUAUGGAGCUUUUCUUCACAGUACAUCGAAAAAUCAGAGAAGAUUCAGAUAUGGCACAAGAUUCUCUACAGUGCCUUGCCCAGUUAGCUUCUCUUCAUGGACCCAUCUUCCCCGAUGAAGGAUCACAAGUUGAUUACCUAGCUCACUUCAUUGAGGGAUUACUGAAUACCAUCAAUGGAAUUGAAAUAGAAGAUUCUGAAGCUGUGGGAAUUUCCAGCAUUAUCAGCAACUUGAUAACUGUGUUCCCUCGAAAUGUUUUAACUGCCAUUCCAAAUGAACUUUUCUCCUCCUUUGUUAACUGCCUCACACACCUCACUUGUUCUUUUGGGCGAAGUGCUGCAUUGGAAGAAGUGCUCGAUAAAGAUGACAUGGUAUACAUGGAAGCAUAUGAUAAAUUGCUGGAGUCCUGGCUAACUUUGGUCCAAGAUGACAAACAUUUCCAUAAAGGCUUUUUUACACAGCAUGCAGUUCAAGUCUUUAAUUCCUAUAUUCAGUGCCAUCUAGCUGCUCCAGAUGGCACAAGGAAUUUGACUGCCAAUGGUGUGGCCUCUCGUGAGGAAGAAGAAAUAAGUGAACUUCAAGAAGAUGAUCGAGACCAGUUUUCUGACCAACUAGCCAGUGUAGGAAUGCUAGGAAGAAUUGCUGCAGAACACUGUAUACCUCUUCUUACAAGUUUAUUAGAAGAAAGAGUAACAAGGCUCCAUGGUCAGUUACAACGACACCAGCAGCAAUUACUUGCUUCACCUGUUUCAGGCACUGUUGACAACAAAAUGCUUGAUGAUCUGUAUGAAGAUAUCCAUUGGCUUAUUUUAGUUACAGGCUACCUCUUAGCUGAUGAUACUCAGGGAGAGACUCCGCUAAUACCUCCAGAAAUAAUGGAAUAUUCCAUUAAGCAUUCAUCUGAAGUUGACAUUAAUACAACACUUCAAAUUUUGGGAUCUCCAGGAGAAAAGGCUUCUUCCAUCCCAGGGUACAACAGAACAGAUUCUGUGAUUAGGCUGUUAUCUGCCAUUCUAAGGGUUUCAGAAGUUGAAUCUCGGGCAAUAAGAGCAGAUCUAACUCAUCUACUAAGCCCCCAAAUGGGGAAAGAUAUUGUUUGGUUUCUAAAACGCUGGGCAAAGACUUAUCUGCUGGUGGAUGAAAAACUGUAUGAUCAGAUAAGUCUGCCAUUCAGUACGGCAUUUGGAGCAGAUACUGAGGGUUCUCAGUGGAUUAUUGGCUACCUCUUACAAAAAGUCAUCAGUAACCUCUCCGUGUGGAGUAGUGAGCAGGACCUUGCAAGUGACACUGUACAGUUACUUGUGACUUUGGUGGAAAGAAGAGAAAGGGCAAACUUAGUAAUUCAGUGUGAAAACUGGUGGAAUUUAGCUAAGCAGUUUGCAAGACGAAGCCCACCUCUUAAUUUCUUGUCAAGUCCUGUGCAGAGGACACUGAUGAAGGCUCUAGUUUUAGGAGGUUUUGCCCAUAUGGACACAGAAACCAAACAACAGUAUUGGACAGAGGUUCUUCAACCACUUCAGCAGCGAUUCUUAAGAGUGAUAAAUCAAGACAACUUUCAGCAGAUGUGUCAGCAAGAGGAAGUCAAGCAAGAAAUCACUGCUACGUUGGAGGCACUUUGUGGCAUUGCUGAGGCUACCCAGAUUGACAAUGUAGCAAUCCUUUUUAAUUUUCUAAUGGACUUCCUUACCAAUUGCAUUGGAUUGAUGGAAGUUUAUAAAAAUACCCCAGAGACUGUAAAUCUCAUAAUAGAAGUUUUUGUUGAAGUUGCACAUAAACAAAUAUGCUAUCUUGGAGAGUCCAAAGCUAUGAAUUUAUAUGAAGCCUGCCUUACUCUGUUGCAAGUAUACUCUAAGAAUAAUUUAGGGCGGCAGAGAAUAGAUGUUACAGCAGAAGAAGAACAAUACCAAGACCUGCUUCUCAUUAUGGAACUUCUUACUAAUCUUCUAUCAAAAGAAUUCAUAGAUUUCAGUGAUACAGAUGAAGUGUUUAGAGGACAUGAACCAGGUCAAGCAGCAAACAGAUCUGUAUCAGCAGCUGAUGUCGUUUUAUAUGGAGUCAACCUAAUUCUGCCCUUGAUGUCACAAGAUCUUUUGAAGUUUCCAACCCUUUGUAAUCAGUACUACAAAUUAAUCACAUUUAUCUGUGAGAUAUUUCCUGAAAAAAUACCACAACUUCCUGAAGACCUGUUUAAAAGUCUGAUGUACUCCCUAGAACUAGGAAUGACAUCAAUGAGUUCGGAGGUUUGCCAGCUCUGCCUGGAGGCCUUGACGCCAUUAGCUGAACAGUGUGCAAAAGCACAAGAAACAGAUUCACCACUUUUUCUAGCAACACGGCACUUUCUUAAGCUGGUUUUUGAUAUGCUGGUUUUGCAAAAGCACAAUACUGAGAUGACAACUGCAGCGGGUGAAGCGUUCUACACACUAGUGUGCUUGCAUCAGGCUGAAUAUUCUGAAUUGGUUGAAACAUUACUGUCAAGUCAACAAGACCCAGUUAUUUACCAGAGAUUAGCCGAUGCCUUCAACAAGCUCACUGCAAGCAGCACUCCCCCUACGCUGGAUCGGAAGCAGAAGAUGGCCUUCUUAAAGAGUUUAGAAGAAUUUAUGGCAAAUGUUGGUGGCCUCCUUUGUGUAAAAUAAAUAACAAAACUUUAUGCUUCAAUUAGACCCUUUCUGCAAAGUGCACUGAAUUGCUGAAAGUUGACUUGAGUCUUGUUCCUGUUCCUCAGUUCUUUGACCAUUUUCGAUUUUGGAGAGCCUGAAAGUUUGAUACGUGAUACAGUGAAACAGGAGAGGUCAACUUUGAAUCAGCUUCUGCUGUUAGAUGUUAGCCACAAUCUGUCUUGUAUGUGUUGUAGAUUUUGAACGGUGAUUUAAAAUUUUCAAAAUGAAAUUCCAUAUAUGUGCAAACAGGUAUGGGCACCACAAAAUACAUAUUCAGUGCCUUUUCCCCUUUUAUCAAAACAUAAGUGGCUAGCCAAAGUUUAGAAGUUUUGUUUUAAACAUUAGAUGGAUACAUGCUAAGCCAGUGUUUCUCAGAAUGUUGUCCAUGGAUCACCUGCAUUACUUGAGGAGCUGGUGGGAAAGGUAGAUUCUUGGGCCCAAGCCUAGACCUUCAGAGUCAGAAUUUCUGGUUGUUAGACUUCGGAAUCUUCAUUUUAAUAAGCCCCCUAUCACCCCCAAAAUUUUGAAGAUCGAUGCAAAAGACAGUGAAUACUCUUAAGAGGUUUUUUGCUUUCAAACUUUUUUCCUCCCUUUGGUGAUUAAGUUUGUGAUUAAGCAGAAAGAAAAAACAGCACCAGUUGUUUGUGGGCUUCUUUUUAGUGCGUGCAUGUGCGCUCAGUGUCUUUAUAACAUCAACGUGGUGUCGCGGGGUUUAUGUAAUACAGGUUUCUGUGUCAUACUCUCAUGCCUGAACUUGAGGAAGUUGUAUGUAUAUCUUUGGUCCGUAAAGAGAACUUUAGGAACCGUAGCCAUUUCAUUGCCUUAAUUUCAAAGACGAAAAUACAGAAACAAAGAUUUGUUUUAAUAAGAAAUCAAGUCUUGAUGCUUCGGAGUUAGUUUAGGGUGUUAGCUGCUAUGAACCUUUUGAUCGUGAAGUAUUUAUGUGGGUUAAUGAGUGAAAUGAAAGGCUAAUUCAUGUUUAAUCUAAUUUUGAGUGUGUUUCUAUCCAGCCACAUAGCCCCUGGCUAAUAAUCUCUGAAUGGCUUGCUUAAGCAAUAAUUAUUUUAAAGGAUGUAAAUUACUGAUUAAUACAGACUAUUGCACAUUGGGGCAAUAGGGAUAAUAAUUAUGCUGGAGUGGGUGUUAUAGGCAAUCCACAGGAGCUACACAGAUUUUACUUAAGAGAUUAAAAAGUUCAUUUUAGAUCCUCUAGUUUGGCUUUUUCUAAUCAGGAUUUUUGUACUGCUGUCAUGCUCCCAUUAAUUCUGUGUUCCAGCUUCAAUUAUGAAAAUGAAGGUUCAUUUUAUAAACUGCAGGCAUAUGAAACUCUGCAAUACCAGAAUCACACCACAGUGACAGAAGGCUCUGUGGUACAGGUGUGCUUUGGUUUGGAGAAGUGGGUUUUCUCUUUCUGCUAUGUUCUUGACACCUAUAUGCAAAACCAUUCUUUGAAUAUAUUUUUAUAUCUGAAUUGCAUAUAGCAUAUACAUCUUCACAUGGGAUGCUGUGCAAAACUUUGUAUAACUCUGCUAUUUCAAAGCAGUUAUGGUUAACAAAACUGGAGCAUCUAAAUUAUAUCCAACCUGUGCAUGUGACAUUAGAUGUGAGUGACUGCAAGGCAUAGGGCCAUAACUUUUGAAGAAUAUUUUUCUGUUAGUUUAAUCACAGUCGAGUAACAAUUGAGGUAGAGCAAAAAGGUCUUACCAGACUGCUAGGGAGAAGAAACUAGUAUCACACUUCAUGAAGUAUAUAUAUAUAUAUAUAUAUAUAUAUAUAUAUAUAUAUAUAUAUAUAUAUAUAUAUAUAUAUAUUGUAUUUUAAAAAAUACCUUGAACCUGCAUUUAUUUUUAGAUUUCUUCUUUGUUGUUUUGUUUUGUUUUCUUUUAAAGAACUUGAAGUCAUAUGUAGCAGUGAUCACUUUGUUUUGAUUGUUCUUGGUAUUUGCUUCCCAGCUCCCUCAGGCUUUCUCCAUAGCUGUGAGUCACAUGUAUCCAUGUGUGUGUGAUAGAGGCCCUUUGCCAAAGGGUACUGAGAUAGGCAGCUGGCUGGGUAGGUCUACUGGCCAUGACACUAUAAUCAAGUUACUAGUAAACAUAAAGAUGAGUAGGAAGGGAAGGCUCAGUAAAUAAGCAGGCAUCUGUGUUUAAUAAUUUUUAUCCAGAUGGAAAUUUAUUUGCUAAAUUUGCCCAGACGCUAUUACAGAAGUGCAAUUUUAUUAAACCAGUUUUAAUUAAAACACUUCAGAUUGGACCAAAUAAUACUUAAGAGAUUACCAGAAUGUUGAUUAGUGGGAAACUGGGGCAGUUGGGGGGGAAUGCCACCACUUUUUUUGGUAAUGGGGAUGCCACUUAAUUGCAAUGGCUAGGCUAUUUUCAGGGUGUUUGUGUAUAUGCUUGCCUGAUUGGAUAUUUGUUUAGUUUGGGUCUUGUUUUAUUUUGUUCAGUUUUAUCUUUUGUUAUUAUUAGCUGUUUAGAGUCCUCCCCCCGCCCUUUUUAAAUGCUGUUGGCCCAGUGGUUGUCAAGAACACUGGCUUGAUUCUAGUAAAUUGAUUUUACUAUUAAAACUAUUAAACUGUCAAAAUAUUUUUAAAGACAACAUUAUUUGUGCCCUAUUUGAUUUUUAGAUUUUUGUGUUUUAUAAAAGUUUUGCUAUUUGUAUAGCGCCUUUUAACCUCUGGUUUUCAACUCAUCCUUUGAAUUAGUUCUCAUUUUCCUUGGCGUAUUUGUUUCCCAAGGCAUAAUCUCUGAGGGAUCCCAAGGCACAAUCACUAAGGACAUUGUAGUUUUAUAAUUUAUAUUCAUGUAAUAGCAACAUGCAACUAUGGUAUUAUAGCUCUAUUAAAAAAUGUUGGUUUGCUGUCAUGGUCCUUCUGCUGGCUGGAUGGCUACCUCGCUAACUAAACUCCUUGACAGUAUAUUUGACAGUGUCCUUUUCAACAGUUCAUCAGAUCUUUCUCCUUUGCUGUAUCUUAAAGACAGUAGCAUGUUAACAUCACUGCAUUGAGUUUUUGUCUGGUAUAAAGUGUGAUAUUUUAUGUAAAAAAAAAAAAAAAGAAAAAAAAACAUUGCAAUAUUUUUCUAACUAAUGGUAAGACUUCAAUCAUAUUUCAUUAAAAACCAUGUAUCUAUAGUAUAUUAUUCUGUUCAGAUUAGGUAGUUACUACCUUUUUUUCAUGUCAAAAUCAAAUAUCUAUAUGACCUCCCCACAUUCAGCAUUAUUUAACACACCCGUUACUUUCUUUAACUUUGUCAUUUACCUAAAACGUCAAGUCUUUACAUUUCUACUAUCUGUACUAUCAAGUAUUAAAGGAAACUAGCAGUAAAUGUUAAAGGUUUCAGGUUUGAGUAUCCUAGUAUAUGGUGUCAUUUAACCUUUAAAGUACUAUCUUCCUUUGCAGCAGUUUACCUGUGUUUAGCUUGUCACUUGUGUCAUUUGAGGUGGUUGUCAUUAGACAUUACUAAGUUGUCUCUGAUGGGUGGUUAUCAUUACUGGUUCAUGAGUAAAAUAUUAACUUCUCCAGUCAGAAGGAACCUCAGUACUUCUUAGGGUUUCUUUAAGCCAGAGAAUAAGGAACUGAUUUGGGUAUGGGUUAUUAACAUUAUAAUUUUUUAUGUGAAUUCUCCUACCAACUACGUAGCUGAUUUGAGGAUAUAAUGUUUUAAAUGAUUUUUAAAUGUAAGUAGAUAUUCUUUGACUUGGUAACUGUGUUCUGAAAACACUGCAUUUAAAAUUGUCUUAAACAUUGAUUUUCUAAAAUUUAAAACUGUACAAAUUGGGCAUACUUUUGAGAUUGAGUUGAUUAAAAGUACUAUGGUUAAAGUUGAACUUUAAACAUUUUAAUUUAAAUGUAAGAAAUGUGAAAUACGCCUGAUUGAUUAUAAUGGGAACCCAUGACUUAUUUAGCCAAAGAAUAUAUUUGGUUCAGGUAAAGAUACAAGCUUAAUAAUGGGCAUUCAUUCUGUUUUAAAGAGGAUGGAUGUAGGAUUCUUUUUCUGGCCUCUAGGUCUCCAUGUGUAAGUCUUUGUAAAGACUGAAAUAUUCCAAACUGGCUGUGUAGAAUUGGGAGACGUGGCUUGCGAGUUAAGACUCAUGGGGCUCACAGCAUAAACCAUGUGACCACUCAUCCACUGUGGUUUGUUCUUCCCUUAUUCUAAGGCGUUCCCAGAGAAGUAGAGGGGUUUUGUUUUCCCUUUUUCAGUCUGCAUCCUUGGCCCUCUCAGCUAUUAGAAGCUGUCAUGUACUAAUAGCCCAUUUUCUUAGUGGGAAAUUAAAUACUGCAUCUGCACUAUCUGCUAAAUGGGGAUCUGGCCUAAGGUAUGUUCUUGGUGUAGGCUUCCUGGUGUGGUGUCUUUUACCACGUGAAAUUAUGACAAAUUCCAAAUAUUGGUAUUGUGAUUUGGCUCUCUGUACAAAGAAGCUCCAUGCAACGGGUUUGUGGUUUAAUGGUCACAAGAUGUUAGCACUGCUACUAUUCAGCAUGUGUAAGAUUUUUUAAAUUUAUAAAUAUAAUUAAAAUUUUUAACUUACACGAAGACUUUUCAGUUUUUUAAAGAGACCCAGGGAUGAGUAUAUUGUUAAAAUAUUUACCUCUACUGAACAUAACUAUGAAGGUAUAAAGUUGCAUUUGAUUUUUCAAAAGAUGCUGCAAUAUGAUUUUAAGAAGUAAAUCAAGGCUAUGUAUUGAACUAGUAACAAGCUGAAUAUCAAAUUUAUAAAAUUUUAUUUGUAUUUUUAAAAUCCAUAAAUGGGAGUUAAAAUAUGUCUUUUCACUAAAUAUUUUUAUUACAUUUUUGUUUUGACCAUGUGUGAUUUGUUCAUGGGUAUUUAGCUAGAUUCUUUUAUGAAACUUGUUGAAAUGGUGCUAGUUUGUUUACCAUCAUAGGAUGAUUGACACAGGCGACCUUACACAGUCAUAAAAAAACAGGAAAUAUUGUAUAGCUAAACUUGCAUUACCUUGUAGGGGAAGCCCCAACCCUAAUAGAAUACCCAGUUCUCAGAAAGAAAAUAAAAAUUUUGUUUAUAUUCUGUAA
Molecule: messenger RNA, 12687 nt
Organism: Loxodonta africana (African savanna elephant)
Lineage: Eukaryota; Metazoa; Chordata; Mammalia; Proboscidea; Elephantidae
Gene: XPO4
Product: exportin 4
Exons: 21
Coding region: 4715-7633 (972 amino acids)
Biological process (GO): protein export from nucleus
Cellular component (GO): nuclear pore; cytoplasm
Molecular function (GO): nuclear export signal receptor activity
Source: RefSeq, a predicted model, not a curated record